Molecule: messenger RNA, 1712 nt
Organism: Thamnophis sirtalis
Lineage: Eukaryota; Metazoa; Chordata; Lepidosauria; Squamata; Natricidae
Product: zinc finger protein 202
Source: RefSeq, a predicted model, not a curated record
GGCAAAAGGAAGUCAAAAUGGAACUGAAAGGUGGUGGAAAAGAGAAAAAAACCAGGGCUGUACAGAAGGGCCUUCAGGCCACCCAUGCUGGAAUUGGGGCUGAGCUUCAGUUUCAGAAACUUUUGAAGCCAAUCAAGCAGGAACCGGAAGACGGACUGCAACAGCGCUGGGAAACCCAGUGGCAGAAAUUCCCGAAGACCGUGCAGGCACCCUAUUUCCCAGAAAGAUGUCCACAGCUCCUCCAGCCCCCACCGGAGGAGAGUCCUAAAGGAUUUCAAGCUUCUUUUCCCUUCUUGAAGGGCACCGCAGAGACCAAGCUAAGAUCUAGAGAAGAGGUGUUCAGCCAGAAGGCCUGCAGGCCCUGUGAGAAGGUCCCACGUUCUUCUGUGGAAGUAAAAGAUGAGAUUUGGGGUGAGGACAUGGAUAGCUUGGAAGAGCAGAGCCAGCAUUUCCAUCGGUUCCGCUACCAGGAAGCUGAAGGCCCCAGAAAUGUUUGUGAGCAGCUUUGGAAGCUUUGCCACCAGUGGUUGAAGCCGGAGAGGCACACAAAGGAGCAGAUCUUGGAACUGGUGGUCCUGGAGCAGCUUCUGACCAUCCUGCCUGAGGAUAUACAAGGUUGGGUAAGAGAAGGCAGACCCCAGACCUGUGCCCAGGCUGUCACUCUGGCAGAGGAUUUCCUCCUGAAUCUACAGAGAAGACAGCAGGACCUGGAGCCAUAUGAAGAGGUGAUUGUUAACUCCCCCAAGGCAGAAUUGGACCCAUCAGAUGCAGAGGAGCCGGGGAACUCCACGGAGGUUGAGCGAGGUAGUGAUGAUGAGCCUCCCUUAUUCAGUGACGGAGAAAGGUGCCGCAGCCACCACUCAGAGGGAAUGGAGCACGGAGAAUUAACCAGGAUGUCCUCAAAAAACAUAGGAGGACAGACUAACCUGCAUCCUUGCUUUGCUUCAGGAGGUGAGAAUGAGGAGCUAAAUCUUCAUCCGGAAAAUGCCCAGUUGGUUGAAUUUGGUGACAUCUCCCCAGAAAGAGGCAGAGGGACAUUUCUCCAGGUACCUGAAGUAGCAGGAAGGCCAGGAAGUCAGGAGAGACCGAGACACCCCCAAGGAAACUCAGCCAGGAAGUUGCCAAGAAAAAAUGUGACUUGCAGGGAAAUCGAUUCAGACAGGAGCCCCAGCCAGGAGAGGGUCCCUGAGCACCUCCCCCAAAAGGCAGCCACCGGAUGUGUGAGGAAGAGCGGCCCGCGUGCUGAUCUCGCUCAACCAGCCAAGGCCCCGUCCUACGAAUGCUCCUACUGUGGCAAGCGGUGGCCAUGCCAAUCCCAGCUCCGCCGGCAUCUCAAAAUCCACACGGGCGAGAGGCCUCACAAAUGCACAGACUGUGGGAAGAGUUUCAGCAACAGUUCGAACCUCAGCCAGCAUAAACGGGUGCACACCGGGGAGAGGCCCUACAGUUGCAAAGACUGCGGGAAAAGCUACCGACGCCGGGCCUCCCUGCUCCAGCACGAGAGAGAAACCUGCCGGAAAGGGAACCCCUUAACCGCUCCGGCGGUGGGAUACAUUUUAUUGGGGAACUGUACCUUGCUGUGUAUGAAGAAAUCCGUCCAGAGUGGGAAGAAUCGGGUGAUAGCACCCAAGGGGGCCGAGGUCCCGCUCGCAGCUCAGCCUUUAAACCUAGCAAUGGGAUAUUCACAAGAAAAGAGCCAGGGUGGCAGCUAG